Messenger RNA from Cataglyphis hispanica, 1454 nucleotides. RefSeq names its product ribosome biogenesis regulatory protein homolog. Bases 227 to 1255 code for a protein of 342 amino acids. Gene Ontology annotation, molecular function: protein binding. The record is from RefSeq and is a predicted model, not a curated record. Lineage: Eukaryota; Metazoa; Arthropoda; Insecta; Hymenoptera; Formicidae. The transcript has 5 exons. Gene Ontology annotation, cellular component: nucleus; preribosome, large subunit precursor; nucleolus. Gene Ontology annotation, biological process: endonucleolytic cleavage in ITS1 to separate SSU-rRNA from 5.8S rRNA and LSU-rRNA from tricistronic rRNA transcript (SSU-rRNA, 5.8S rRNA, LSU-rRNA); ribosomal large subunit export from nucleus; ribosome biogenesis.
UUGGUGAAUCAAACGUUGCUCUACUCCAAAAGAUAAAUUUUGGAACGUAACGAAAUGAUUCAUAAAAAUGCUCCUGUAGACUACUAAUCAUUUAUUUUGCUGUGAUAUUUGAUCACGUUUGCGAGAAAGGGAGAAAGUAAAAUCUCUUACACGUGGUUACGUUGGUUCAAAAAAGAAGAAGUGGUUAUGCUGGGUCACAUAUGAGAUUACACUGUAAUUAUUUAUAAUGGAUCUUGUCAAGUCAAUUUUAGAAAACGAACAAGGAAAGGCAGACCCAUGUAAAUCUACAUCAGUACAUAAAGAUGUGGAGCUUGACAUUGAUUUGGGAACUUUACUUGCAUCCGAUUAUAAUACCUUGGAUAUGAAGACUCUCAAAUUGAAACCAGAUUCAUAUUUAAAAGAUUUGACAAGAGACAAUGUGCAGCUACUGAUUAAUAAAAUCUGGGAACUGCCGAUAGAACGGACAAAUGAUGUUAUAAUGGCUACAUUGCCCAAGCCUGAAUAUGUAUUGCCACGCUCACGCGUUAUUCCAAAAUCCAAACCUUUGACAAAAUGGCAACAGUUUGCUAAACAGAAGGGAAUACAAGUCAAGAAUAAGGGAAAAACCAAACUGAAAUGGGACGAAGAAUUAAAAAAAUGGAUACCUAGAUAUGGUUAUAGACGAGCAAAUGCUCUGAAACAGAAGAAAUGGUUGAUAGAAGCCAAAAAUAAUGAUGAUCCAACCGAUGAUCCAUUUUCUAAAGCUAAAAUAGCUAAAAAAGAAAGACAGUCCAAAAAUGAAUUUCAAAGGCUUCGCAAUAUAGCGAAAUCAAGAAAUAUAAAACUGCCAAGAGUCGGUCUACCCACUAAAGAUCACUUUCAAAAUUCUAAACAGCUUUCUGAAGCUCUAACUAUAGCACGUACAUCGACUGCAUCUGUUGGAAAAUUCCAGGCUAAGCUACCGAAAGAGAAGGAUGCAAAGGGUAUUGCCAAGGAAGUACCGGGAAUGAAAAGGAAAAGAAAAGCACCUCCAUUAAAUAUUGUUGAAGAGAAAAACCAAAAUAAAAACUUAGUUGAUAGCUUAUUAACAAAGAAGACAAAAGUUCUCCAUGAAAAUUAUUUAACAGGAACUACUGCAGUGAGAAAACAACCUGCAACAAAUAAAAACAAAAAAAAGAAAGAUUUAUUGAAACGAGGCAAAGACGCCAAAAAACCAAAAGCAGGAAAAGGACAACGAGACUUACACAAAAAAGUUGGUGGCAGGAAACGACGAUAAAGAGAUAUUUGUAAUCUAAUGACAAUUAAAUUUUUUAUUAAUAAAAACUGAUAAAAUGAAUAAAAUUAUGUUAAAAAUGAAUCGCAUUUCUCUAGUCACAAUAUAAUAAUAGAAUAAGAAGAUAAUAUAAGGAAAAAUUGUAUAGAAUUUUUUUCUAAUUGUAUAUAUAAAUAAUUAUAUAUAUAUAUAUAUAUAUAUA